CUUAUAUUAUAUUACUUAAUAGGGAUGGGUCGCGUCAUCCGAGGACAGCGUAAGGGGCCCGGAAGCAUCUUCAAAGCCCACGUAAAAAAGAGGAAAGGACAAGUUAAACUUAGAGACCUCGAUUAUGCGGAGAGGCACGGAUAUAUCAAGGGUGUAGUCAAAGACAUCAUUCACGACCCCGGUCGUGGAGCACCUCUUGCCAAAGUUUACUUCAGAGAUCCCUACAAGUACAGAAUCAACAAGGAGCUUAUCUGUGCUGUAGAGGGCAUGUACACCGGUCAGUUCGUAUACUGCGGUAAGAAAGCUACACUCGGAAUCGGAAACUGCCUGCCAAUUGGACAGCUUCCCGAGGGUACCAUCAUCUGUAACGUCGAGGCUAAGCCCGGUGACAGAGGUAAGAUGGCCCGAGCAUCCGGUAACUACGGAACCGUCAUCUCACACAACCCUGACACUGGAAAAUCCAGGAUCAAACUCCCAUCUGGUUCCAAGAAGGUUCUAGACUCCAAAGCCCGAGCAGUUGUCGGAAUCAUCGCUGGAGGUGGACGUAUCGACAAGCCUCUCUUGAAGGCUGGCCGAGCUUAUCACAAAUACAAGGUCAAACGUAACUGCUGGCCCAAGGUUCGUGGUGUGGCUAUGAACCCCGUGGAGCAUCCUCAUGGUGGAGGUAACCACCAGCAUAUCGGUCAUCCUUCAACUGUUCGACGAGAUACCAGUUCCGGAGCCAAGGUCGGUCUGAUCGCUGCCAGACGAACUGGACGACUGAGGGGAACAAAGAAGGAAACAAAAGAUGCUUAAAUUUUAAUUUAUUUUUUAUCCAGCCAAAA
Bolinopsis microptera is the source of this 824-nucleotide messenger RNA. RefSeq names its product large ribosomal subunit protein uL2-like. Lineage: Eukaryota; Metazoa; Ctenophora; Tentaculata; Lobata; Bolinopsidae. Gene Ontology annotation, molecular function: RNA binding; structural constituent of ribosome. The record is from RefSeq and is a predicted model, not a curated record. Bases 25 to 795 code for a protein of 256 amino acids. Gene Ontology annotation, cellular component: cytosolic large ribosomal subunit; ribosome. The transcript has a single exon. Gene Ontology annotation, biological process: cytoplasmic translation.